Messenger RNA from Tachyglossus aculeatus (Australian echidna), 10404 nucleotides. RefSeq names its product golgin B1 (gene GOLGB1). Lineage: Eukaryota; Metazoa; Chordata; Mammalia; Monotremata; Tachyglossidae. The coding region runs from base 171 to 9788 and encodes 3205 amino acids. Gene Ontology annotation, cellular component: endoplasmic reticulum-Golgi intermediate compartment; cis-Golgi network; membrane. The record is from RefSeq and is a predicted model, not a curated record. The transcript has 21 exons.
CCGACCCACCGACCGACUGACUGGUUCACACGGCCGGCGGCCAGGAUCCGGACCCAGGGUGCGGUGCCAUCAGGAUUGAGAGUCUGUAGCCUUGUGGCGACAUCAAGAGCAGCUGUGUGUCCUGACGGGAGCAGGUUCAUCCUGGCUCCGGGGCAGCGGCAGCAGGCGCGAUGCUGAGCCGCCUGUCGGGAUUGGCCAACUCUGUCCUGCACGAGCUGUCUGGGGAUGGCGGUGAUGCGGAUGGCUCACUGCUUCCCCCAAAUCCAGAGCCACUGGCGGGUGCCGAGGUGGCCGCCCGGGAUGAGGCCGGGGAGGAGGUCCGGGAGCGCCUGGCCCAGAUGGAGCAGCUGGUGGUGCAGCUCAAGGAGCUCGUUCGGGAGAAGGACACUCAGCUCCAGCAGAAGGAAGCGGCCCUCCAGGAGGAGCGAGAUACCGCCGAAGCCAGGGUGGCCAAGCUCAAGCUUCAGGCCAAGGCCAAGCUGGCCUCUCUGAACAAGCGCGUGGAGGAACUGAAGGCCCGAGCACCAGACCCACCCUCUGGACCCCCACCCGAGGGGCAGCCCCAGCCCGGCCAGGCUCGGGGGGAGCAGGAGAAUGACGUUGACCAGCUAAAAAGGCAGCUCGAGGAGAAGGAGGCCCAGGUCGGCGACCUGCAGGUCCGGCUGGACCAGGUGCAGGCAGAGCAGGCGGCUCAGGUGGGGGCCCUGCAGCAGGUGAUCCGGGACAAGGACGCUCGCUUUGAGGCUCAGGUUCGGCAGCACGAGGACGAGCUUGUGAAGCUGCUGGCUCGGACUGGCGCGGAGGCGGAGGUGCAGCAGGCUCUGUCCAAGAAGUCCCAGCAGCUGGAGGCAGAGCUGAGCACUGUGCGGGCAGCCCUGGAGGCAGAGCGACAGGAGGCCAGGAGGGCAGUGGAAGCCCUGGAGCUCCAAGAAGCCCAGAGGAAGUUGUCCUUUGAUACCCAGGACGAGCUGCAUCGUCUCUCAGAGCAGCUGGACCAGGCGGACCAGGUACGGGCUGAGCUGGAGGCCCAGAUCUGUGCCCUAGAGCAGAAGCACCGGGCUGAGCUGGAGGCUCGAGUCAGUGUCCCGGAGCUGGAGGCUCAGAUCAGUGCCCUGGAGCGGAAGCACCAGGUUGAGCUGGAGGCUCGAGUCACCCUGGAGCAGGAGCAGCGGGCUAGACUGGAGGCCCAGAUCAGCGCCCUGGAGCAGAAGCACCAGUCAGAGCUGGAGGCUCGGGUCACUGUUGCGGAGCUGGAGGCCCAGAUCAGCGCCCUGGAGCAGAAGCACCGCUCAGAGCUGGAGGCUCGGGUCAGUGCCUUGGAGAAGAAGCACCGGGCCGAGCUGGAGGCUCACGUCAGCACCCUUGAGGAGAAGCACCAGGCCGAGCUGGAGGCUCGGGUCAGCGCCCUGGAGCAGGAGCACAGGUCAGAACUGGAGGCUCGAGUCAACAUUGUGGAGCUGGAAACUCAGGUCAGCACCCUGGAGCAGAAGCACCAGGCCGAGCUGGAGGCUCGGGUCGGCGCCCUGGAGCAGAAGCACCAGGCCGAGCUGGAGGCUCGGGUCGGCGCCCUGGAGCAGGAGCACCAGGCCCAGCUGGAGGCUCGGGUCGGCGCCCUGGAGCAGGAGCACCAGGCCCAGCUGGAGGCUCGGGUCGGCGCCCUGGAGCAGGAGCACCGGGCCGAGCUGGAGGCUCGGGUCAGUGUUGCGGAGCUGGAAGCUCAGGUCGGCGCCCUGGAGCAAAAGCACCAGGCCGAGCUGGAGGCUCGGGUCAGUGCCCUAGAGCAGGAGCACUGGGCCGAGCUGGAGGCCCGGGUCAGCGUCAAGGAUCUGGAGGCUCAAGUCAGGGCCCUGGAGCAGAACCACCGGGCCCAGUUGGAGGCUCGGGUCAGUGCUCUGGAGCAGGAGCACCAGGCAGAGCUGGAGGAGAAGAAUUCCUGCAUCUUGCAUCUUCAAAACGAGGAGCAAGAGCUGCGUUCUGCCUGUGAGAGGCUGCAGAUGCAGAACGCCCAGCUGCGUCAAGACGCGGACCAGCCGACACGGGAUGCCGCCCUCGGAGACCGACGACUGCCAGAUGAGCUUCAACCUGAAUCCCAUGAGUCUGGUCGGCCCAAGGUGGAGCCCACGCUGCAGACGUCGGAGACGGCUCCCGGGACCCCCGGGGGAGAUGAAGAGGGCCCAUCUCUGAAGCCUGCCGCGGAGGAGCCCGGCGUCUCCUUGGAGAAGAGAGUGGAGGAGCCGGAAGCUGAUGAGGGAACCGUGCCCUCGGGUUUGGUGUCGGUGGACCUGGGAGAACUUCAGUCUGAGAAUGAGAGGCUGCGGGCCCACGUUGCCCUCCUGGAGAGCCAGCUCGGAGCCAGGGCGGCACUGGGAGAGCUGAGCCAGGUCAGUGGGCCCGCCGUGGAGAGUGGCCGUGACAGCUUCCUGGACGGCGACCCCUCCCGAGAGCAGCAGGCCUUGGCCGUCUUGCUGUCAGAGAUGAAGGAAGCCCAGGAGGAGAUUAUGUUCCUGAGGGGGCAGCUCCCGGGCCCAGCCCGGCUCGGCCCUGCGCUGGAGAGAGAGGGGCCGAGUGCCGGGGAAGAGAGUGGCCUGCCAGGUCCCUCCAAGGAAGGGUGGGAAAGCACAGUCCCGCAGGUAGGGCCGAGUCCCCCGGCCGGUUGGCCGGGAGAGCCCGGCCCCUUCCCUGGAGGGGAGACGCAGGCCCCGUCCGAUGCUGCCCUGCCCGAUGCCACCUCCGCUCCCGUUGCCACUGUCCUGUCCUGUGCCGCCUCCCCAGACAAUGGCACCUCUGCAGCCACCACUGCCGCUGUCCCAUCCGGCGACUCCACCCCGGCCGGCUCCGCCGUCCUGUUCGACCCCAUCGUCCCACCCGAUGACGACGCCCCAUCCAACACCACCAUCCCGUCCGACGCCACCGCCCCCCGGCUGGCCGACCCGGCCCAGCACGAGGAGCUGGAGAGACUGGGCCGGGAGAUCCUGGCACUGCAGGCAAGCCUGCGGCAAGCCGGGGAGGAGUACCAGGCGGACCUGGCGGCCAAGGAGUCGGUCAUCCGCCAGCUGGAGUGGCGGGCUGAGGAGUGCCAGAGAGACGCCGAGCUCUGUCGAGGGGCCCUGCAGGCUGCAUCUGAUGAGAGAGACCAGCUCCGCUCUCGGCUCGAGGAUCUGGGUGUGGCCGAGGCACUGGGAGCUCAGUUUAGGAGGCCGGAGGAAACCCUCUCUUUGACAGACGGGCACAGGAUCUCGGACGGCCACGGCGGGGUGGUGGCAGAGACUGGGGAGCGGCUGCCGGCAGCCCCCACCGGCGGGACAGAGUCCCUCGAACGGGAACCUGUCACCCCAGGAGAUGGGUCCCAGGGAGAGUCCCUGGUGCGAGCCGGUUCCACCACCCGUCAGCCCGAGGACCCUGGUGGCGAUGGCCCGGAGAAGGCGCGAGACCACCUGCUGGCGACCGAGGCCGGGGCUGCCGUGGAGGAGCCGGGUGGGCAUGAUGGAGUCCCAGAGUUAGGAGGGGGCCAGGACCCCAACCUGCAGGAAAGGGUCUGGAGCCUGGAGCAGGAGAAGGAACAGCUGCAGCAGGAGCUGCAGGAAAAGGCCCGGAGCUUGGAGCAGGAGGAGCAGCUGCAGAAGGAGCUGCAGGAAAGGGCCCAGAGCCUGGAGCAAGAGAAGGAGCAGCUGCAGGAGAGGGCCCGGAGCCUGGAGCAGGUGAAGGAGCAGCUGCAGAAGGAGCUGCAGGAAAAGGCCCAGAGCCUGGAGCAAGAGAAGGAGCAGCUGCAGGAGAGGGCCCGGAGCCUGGAGCAGGUGAAGGAGCAGCUGCAGAAGGAGCUGCAGGAAAGGGCCUGGAAGCUGGAGCAGGAGAAAGAGCAGUUGCAGAAGGAGCUGCAGGAGGCCGUGGCCGCCCGCAAGGGGACCCUGAAGAAGGCCCGAGAGCAGGCCCGACUCCACCGGGAGCAGCUGAGGCAGCAUCAGGAGCGUGCCGACCUUUGGCGGGAGCAGCUGGACGAGCAGAUCCGGGAGAAUGGGUCCCUCCGGGACCAGCUCUGGCAGCUUCGGGCCCAGGGCACACAGGGGCCAGAGAGUGGACCCCCGCCCAGCCCAGGGGACACCCCAGAGGAUGCCCCAAGGGACGCUGCAGGAGACACGGCGGAGGAAAAUUCAGAGGAAGUCGAGAGCACCCGAGGGCUGUCACCUGCUGUCACCCAGGCUCCAGACGGGCACGGAGGCCCAAGAGCAGACCGCACUCCACAGCGGGGAGACGGUCCAACAGGCCUGGUCCGGGCCCAGCUCGAGGAGCCACAGUUAGGGCCUGGAGCCUCCUCGGGGAGCCACACCCCUGUGGCAGAGGGAGCCCUUCAGCCCGGGGAGGGGGCGGCCGUGGACCGGGCCACUGGACUUGGGCCGGAACUGGCGAGCAGCCGGGCGGAAGCGGCCAGAUUGGAGCAGCUCAGGGGCGAGCUCCAAGCCCGGCUGAGCCAGCGGGAGGAGGACGUGGCCUCGCUGACGGAGGCCCUGGCUCACGCGCGUGCCGAGUCACGGGACCAGAAGGAUCUGGUGGCAGCCCUGAGCGCCCGGUUGGAAGCGCAGGCCCUGGAGCAUGUGGACCAGACCCAGCGGCUCCGGGCGGAGCUGGGCGCGGAGGCGGGGGCCGAGGCCAGAGCCCAGCUGAUGCCACUGCAGAGGAAGCUCCAGGCUGCGCUGGUGUCCAGGAAGGAGGCCUUGAAGGAGAGCCGGGGCCUCCGCGAGGAGCUGGCGGAGGCCAGGGAGCAGGCGGCGAGCCUGGCCACCGCUCUGGUCGAGGCGGAGGGUCGGGCUUCGGCCGGCGGGCGCGAGAGGGACGGGCUGGCAGCUCAGCUGGAGGCCCUCCAGGCAGACCACCAGAGGCUGGCGGCUGAAGCAGACCGCUCCCGGGAGGAGAGUCGGAGCCUGGGCAGCUCCUGCGACAGCCUGAAGCUGGCACUGGAGGGUCUGGCGCGGGACAAGGCGUUGCUGGAGCAGGAGCUGGGCGCCCUGCAUGAAGCCCGGGAGGCUGAGGGCGCCGGGUGGCAGGAGCGGCAGGCGGAGCUGCAGCGCGAGUACGAGACCCUGUUGCGCUCCUACGAGAACGUGGGCGGCGAGGCGGAGCGCGUUCAGCGCCUGCUGGAAGCUGCGCGGCGGGAGAAGCGGGAGCUGCUCGCCCGGCUGAGGGGUGCCGAGGCUGAGACCGGGGACGUGGAGAAGCGGCUGCGGGAGGCCGAGCAGGAGAUGGAGGGCCUCAGGGACAAGAUGAGGAGAUUUGCCAAGUCCAAGCAGCAGAAGAUCCUGGAGCUUGAAGAGGAGAACGAGCGGCUGAAAGCCGAGGGGCCCGCAGCUCGACGGGACGUCCAGAAGGACACCCGUGAGGGGGCCGGGGGAGACGCCCAUGAGAAUGCUGGUGGGGAUGCCCGUGAGGAUGCCCGUGAGGACAUCCAAGAGGAUGCUGGUGGAGAUUCCCACAAAGGUGCCCGUGAGGAUACCCAGAAGGACGCUGGUGGGGAUGCCUAUGAGGAUGCUGGCAGAGACACACCCGAGGGUGCUCGUAAGGGCCCCCAGGGAGAUGCCCACCUGGACACUCGUGAGAAUGCCAGUGGCGACACCCUCCUGCCUGCUCCCCUGGGCCCAGAAGAGGACCUGGAGAGCAUCCGGUCACAGCACCAGGCUCUACGCGAGGAGUGUGAUGCACUCAGGGCGGAGAAGGAAUCACUCGGCCGUGUGGUCCGGGACUUACGGCAGCAGCUCGAAGCUACUGGAUCCGGGCAGAGCGGGACCCUCGAGACAGGAGGCGAGUGGGAGGGCGGGGAUGGGGCGCAGCCAGCCGCAGCCCCGCCAGCCCCGAGCAACCAGGUGGCUGAGGCUGGACCGGCGAGCACGGAUGCCCAGGGUGGACCCUCCACCCAGCACGUGGCCCUGCUCGUGGAGGGGGUCCCGGACCCUGAAAAGGAAGAGGAGGAAGAGGAGCUGUGCAGUCUGCGAGAGCGGCUCCAGGUGUCAGAGGCCCAGAGGGAUGCCCUGGAGAGCCUGCUGACGGCCCGGGCCGGUGAGCUGGAGACAUUACAGGCCUCCGUCUCGGCUUUGAGCCGCCACAGCCAGCAGGCCCGGGAGGAGCUGGCCCACGCAGUGCAGCGGCACAAGGAGUUGGAAGAGGAGAAGGACGAUCUGGAAGAGCGACUCAUGAACCAGCUGGCAGAACUGAACGGCAGCAUUGGCGAUUAUCAGCAGGCGGCCUCAGACAUGCAGGCUGCCAACAAGCUCCUGGAGGCGGAAAUCCAGACCCUCCAGAAUCGCAUAAGGGAGCUGGAGGAGCAGCGGGGGCCGGAGGCCGGGGAUAUCGCCGGGGAGGAAGCCGAGGGGCAGGGGACUCAGCCUGAGGCCCAGUCCAUCGUCCAGCCUGCGGCCCAGCCCACGGUCCGGUCUGCGGCCCGACCCGAGACCCAGACCGCAGUCCAGGCCCCGGCCCAACCCGUGGCCCAUUCCGCGGCCCGCCCUGAAGCAGGCGGCAAAUCCCUAACUAAGGAGCUGCAGGAGCUGCUGAAAGAGAAGCAGCAGGAAGUAAAGCAGCUGCGCAGAGAUUGCAUCCGCUACCAGGAGAAAAUCAGCGGCUUGGAGAGGACCAUCAAGGCCCUAGAGUUCGUCCAGAGCGAGGCCCAGAAGGAGGUCCAGGGAGCCAGGGCCAGCGUGGCCGGGGCCGAGGAAGCCCGCCAACAGGCCCGGGCCGAGCUGGCCGCCUGCAGGACUCUGCUGGAUGACACGCAGAGCGAGGCAGCGCGAGUCCUGGCGGACAGCCUCCGGACCCAGGAGGCGCUGCGGGCCGGCCGCGAGCUGGCGGAGAGACAGCUGAAGAGCAGGGACGAAGAUCUGGAGAGGAGGCUGGGGCAGGCGGCGGCCCAGCACGGGCGGGAGCGGCGGAGCCUGCAGGAGCAGCUGGCCGCCCUGCAGCGAGAGAAGGUCCGGGCGGAAGAGGCCGCGGCAGAGGCCCGCGCCGCCCUGGGCGAGCAAGAGCAGGAGGCUCAGAGGCUGCAGGACAGCCUGAACGGCACCCUGGCCCAGCUGGCCGCGCUGGCCCGCAGCAUGGCCUCCCUCCAGGAUGACCGUGACCGCGUGCUGGACGAGUCCAAGCGUUGGGAGGACAGGUUUGGCGCUGCCCUGCAGGCGAAGGAGGACGAGCUCCGCGCGGCCGAGGGGCGCUGUGGCGACUUGAGGGACCGGCUGAGGCAGGAAUCCGUUCGCACCGAGGAGCUGCAGAUCGGCCUGGCCAGACUGCAGCACGACCAGGGGGAGCGGGAGUCGGUGUUGCGAGCUGAGCUGCAGGAGCUCCAGGAGGCUCAGGAAGACCUGCGAGAGGAGAAGCGAGGACUCCGAGCCCAGCUAGAGGAGAGCGAGCGGCUUGCCCGGGACUCUCGGGAGGAGGUGGACGGCCUGCGGAAGCAGGCGGAGGCCCUGAGGAUGCGCGUGGCCGAGCUGGAGCAAGCCCUGGCCCGUGGGGAGGAGGCCAGGGCGGCGGCAGAGGACAGAGCCCGUCAGCAGGCCGCUGAGAUCCAGAGCGGCCAGUUCCGCCAGGAGCAGCUGGAGGCUGACCUGCGGGCCUCCGCUGGCCUGGCCAGCCGACUGCAAGAAGAGAUCGGUACGAAGGAACAGAAGCUGGUCGGUGCACUGGCCGCCAGGGAGGAGGCCGUGGUCGCGGCCUGCUCUGAUCUGCAACAGAGGCACAGCCAGGCCCUGGGAGAGCUGGAGAGCCGGCUGGCCCGGAAGGAAGAGGAGCAGGUGGCCGCGGAGGCCCAAGGGAAAGCGGCAGCCGGCCGGGCGGCCGAGCUGGAGGCCCAGGUGGCCGCCCUGCGGGAGGAGGGCCGGCAGCGCCAGGCCCAGCUGGACUCCUUUCCCGGAGCCAUGGCCUCGCUGCAGGAUGACCGUGAGCGGCUGCUCAGUGACUACCGGCAGCUGGAGGGACGCCACCUGACAGCCAUUCUGGAAAAGGAUCGUCUCAUCCAGGAGGCCGCGGCCGAGAGCAACGCUCUUCGGGAGCAGCUGCGCGGAGCCCGGGCCCAACUGGACGACCUGCACUCCCACGGCGCCAAGCUGGAGGCUGAACUGGCCCGGUACCGACGGGCAGAGCCGGGGCGAACGGGGGCCGGGGCCGGUCCCGAGGCGGGGGAGGAGGGCGAGGUCGAGCGCCUGGGUGCCGCCCUGGCCCUCUCGCGCAGGACGGUGGCCGAGCUGCAGGAGGAGCUGGCCCGGGCCCGGGAGGAGGUGGCCCGAGGGGCGGCCGUGGCAGAGGCCCGCCUCUCUGCGGAGCUGAAGCACCUCCACCACGACGCGGGCAUCAUGCGUAACGAAGCAGAGACGGCUGAGGAGCGGGUGGCUGAGCUGGCCCAGGACCUGGUGGCCGUGGAACAGAAGCUGCUCUCCGUGAACGAGGAGAACCAGUCCCUCCGGGCCCAGGUCCAGGCCUUUGGAAAGGCCAUGAGCUCCCUGCAGGACAGCCGCGACCAGGCCCACGAGGCGCUGCGGGCACUGAGGCGAGAGCGGUCUCUGCCGCAGGGGGACGGGGACCUCCCGGGUUCUACUGCCAAGGCAGCGGGAGCCCCGGGCAGAAGCACUGCCCCGGGGAGCAGCGUCGGCCGGACCUCACCUCCCCACGGGGCCGGGGACGUGGGGGCCGGCGAGGCUGAGGUCCGCAGCCUGAAGAGAGCGAUGGCUUCCCUGCAGAAUGACCGAGACCGGUUGCUGCAGGAACUGAAGAACCUGCAACAGCAGCACCUGCGGGUGAACGAGGAGGCCGGCGAGCUGCCCCCUUUGAAGGCUCAGCUGCGGGAGUGCCGGGAGGAGGCCGACCGGCACCGGGCCCUCUGGGAGAAGCUCCAGGAGCAGAGCGCCACGUGGCAGCAGGAGCUCCAGCAGCUCAGGCUGGAGAAGAGCGAGCGGGAGAUCCAGGACAGGACGGAGAAGCAGCAGCAGCAGCUCUUAGUGCUGUCGGACCCGGAGCGGCGGCCGCAACCGAGCCUCCCGCAAACCCCCCGCGGUCCGCCCCCCGUAACCCAGGAGCGGGGCCGAUGCCAGGGGCCCUUGGAAGCGGCAGAAGCGGAGGCGGAGGUGGGCCGGCUUCGGGCCCAACUCGGAGACAGCUUGGAGGGGCUGCAUCAGAAGGAGCUGAGAAUCCAGCAGUUGAACUGCAAGCUCACCCAGCUCUUCGAGGAGAAAAGCUCCCUGUCUGCCCAGCUGCGGGGCCACAGCCAGAGCCUUCGCGAGAGCCACCAGCGCUACAGCGGCCUCCUGAACCACUGCGCCGCCUUGGAGGAGCGGCUGCGGGAGCUGCAGCCCCAGGGCAAGGGCCUGGAGCUGCUGUCCACGGAUGCCGCCCCGGGAGCUCCCCAGGAGCGGGACGCGGACCCCAGAGAGGGCGACCCAGCUGAGCUGCGGGAGCUGCAGCUGAGGUUUUCUGAGGCCCAGCAGGAGCAGAGCCAGCUGAAGAAGCUGCUGGCAGAGGAGCGGGACCAGCGGCUGGUGGCUGAGGAUGCUCUUUCCGAUGCCCAGGAGCGCAUCCGGAGGUGGGAGCUGGGGGAGCAGAAUUCGGGGCGCUCGCUCCUCGACGCCUGCAGUCCCCACGAGCAAGCCGUGCUAAUCGAACCCACGGCCGCCUCCCUCCGCAGGGUGCGGAGCAGCGUAGGGUGGAGGCGGGCCCUGCGUUCCCUCUGUUAUUCCCGGACCCGCGGACCUCUGCUGGCCGCCGCCUACCUGCUCACUGUGCACGUCGUCCUCCUGCUCUGCCUCACUGGCCACCUGUGAGCCCCGUCCGCCCUGACCCCCGGAGCAUCGCUGCUGCUCACCGGGGGCUUCGGCGUCCCUGCAUGGAGCACUCCAGCCCAGGGCCCCAUCCCCCGUCCCCACCGUCAAGGCCGGGUUGGGGCGGGGUGGGGCAGGCCCCCGGCCCAGGGGAAGAGAAGGUUGGAGAAGUUGAGGGGAGCCGGGGCUUCCCGCUGGGGCUGGUUUUUGCCCACUAGGUCUCCCACCUCAGCUCAGCUUCCCGUCCGCCCCAGGGACCCGUUCCCCUACCUCGCCUGCAGUGCUCACAGGCUUUUGUCUCCCUUCGGAGUCAUCCCCACUCCCGCCCGGGACCAGAAUCUGAGACCGUGCCAUGGGGCUGCCCGGCCGGCCCGGCGGGAGCGGUAGGAGACAGACAGAUUCAGGGACGUGAGUCGGCGAGAGGUUCGGACCCCUGAGCUGGAUGUUACGGUUAUACCUGCUGGGGCCCUCCCUCCACCCUGGCCUCGGGUCCAGGGAGACGGAAGACCCGUUGGGCCGAGGGCCUGGAGUCCUGGGGGCUGGGAGUGCUGGGAGCCCUGGUCCCUUACCUGGCGCCAAUCAGUAGGAGCCAAGAAAACAAUAAAGUCACUUUUCAGCA